Messenger RNA from Mesitornis unicolor (brown roatelo), 936 nucleotides. RefSeq names its product solute carrier family 16, member 12 (gene SLC16A12). The record is from RefSeq and is a predicted model, not a curated record. Bases 40 to 936 code for a protein of 298 amino acids. The transcript is spliced from 4 exons. Gene Ontology annotation, biological process: monocarboxylic acid transport; transmembrane transport. Gene Ontology annotation, molecular function: monocarboxylic acid transmembrane transporter activity. NCBI's taxonomy places the organism in Eukaryota, Metazoa, Chordata, Aves, Mesitornithiformes, Mesitornithidae.
UCCCGGCACACCGGCCCUCCCGAUGGAGGUUGGGGGUGGAUGAUUGUUGCGGGCUGCUUCCUUGUCACUAUCUGUACCCGGGCUGUGACGAGGUGCAUCUCCAUUUUUUUUGUGGAGUUCCAGGCAUACUUUGGGCAGGAUUAUGCCAGAACGGCCUGGAUUCACUCCAUUGUGGACUGUGCUACAAUGCUUUGUGCCCCGCUUGGGAGUUUAAUCAGUAAUCAUGUAUCCUGCCAAGUUGGUAUCAUGCUAGGAGGGCUGCUUGCAUCUACUGGACUAAUUUUGAGUUCAUUCGCCACCAGCCUGGAACAUCUCUACUUAUCAUUAGGAAUCCUUACAGGACUUGGGUUUGCACUCUGUUAUUCUCCAGCCAUUGCCAUGGUGGGUAAAUAUUUCAACAAAAGAAAAGCGCUGGCGUAUGGAAUAGCUAUGUCAGGAAGUGGAAUUGGUACCUUCAUCCUGGCCCCCGUGGUCCAGCUCUUAAUCGAGCAGUUUUCCUGGCGUGGAGCUUUACUCAUCCUGGGAGGUUUUGUUUUGAACCUCUGUGUCUGCGGUGCCUUGAUGCGGCCUAUUGCUCUUAAGGAGGACCGUAAAACUGCUCCCGAGUUCCUUGAACAGGAUUAUGUCCCUGAAGCACAGAAACAAGACUUGAAGCGAAUGUCCAUCUGUUCACCUUUAAUCAAAGCGUGGUCUCAUGAAUGUUUAUGCUACUGUUCAUGGAAGGAAUAUGACUUUUUACUGAUGCCAGGCUUCAUGGUGCUGGCAGUGUCAGUUUUAUUUAUGGCAUAUGGCUGUAGCCCUCUUUUUGUCUACCUAGUUCCUUAUGCUUUGAGCGUUGGAGUGAGUCAUCACCAGGCUGCCUUCCUCAUGUCCAUACUUGGUGUCAUAGACAUCAUUGGUAAUGUCACCUUCGGAUGGCUAACAGACAGAAGGUAA